This is a messenger RNA of Geodia barretti, 618 nucleotides long. Lineage: Eukaryota; Metazoa; Porifera; Demospongiae; Tetractinellida; Geodiidae. The record is from the annotation of a GenBank genome assembly.
AUGACGAUUCCCAAUACGAGAUAUUCGAGGCUUCCUACGGAGUUCGAUGUAGCGGGCAAGACGGUGAUAGUGACGGGCGCGGCGCGAGGGAUUGGCAAGGGCAUAGCGAGGGUGUUCGCGGAGUCGGGGGCGCAGGUGAUGGUUACAUCCCUGACAGACCGCUAUCUGAUGCCGCUUGCGGAGGAGAUGGAAGCGGCGGGGCAUCCCAUCUUCCCGCUGACGGCGGACGCAACGGAUUCGGACGACUGGCAGCGCACGGUUGAUACGGCGCUCAGCGCGUGGGGACGCAUCGAUGUGCUCAUCAACAACCUGGGCGAUGCGAUACGCAAGCCGCUGGUGCCGCCGCCCGGCUCGGACGGCACGCCGAUAACCGAUGAUGAGUGGCAGUUCGUGAUGGACAUCAACCUGACGGAGGCGUUCAAGGUAUUCCCGGAUCCCGAGACGGGCGAGCCUGAACGAAUAGCGGCUUCGAGGGAGCGCGCGAAGACGAACGUACCGCUGGGUCGUGUGGGCGAGCUGCGCGAGGUCGGGCUGCUGGCGCUGUACCUGGCGUCGGACGCGUCGGCGUACAUGACGGGCGAGACGCUGUAUCUGGACGGUGGGCUGAGCCAUUCGUGA